Rubroshorea leprosula is the source of this 1198-nucleotide messenger RNA. Lineage: Eukaryota; Viridiplantae; Streptophyta; Magnoliopsida; Malvales; Dipterocarpaceae. The record is from the annotation of a GenBank genome assembly.
UUAAUCUUACAAAUUCAACAAAAAUUUAGUGGCGGAUUCUCCCUUGCAUUUUCAGGGCCGAAUGUCUUUUCUUAUUAAUACUGCCGCCACUCUCAGCUUUUCUCCCUCCUUGCCUGCCUUCUUCUCCUCCCCUCCCAAAUCCAAUCUCCGCCCUUCUUCCGCCUUCUUCCCUUCCCAUUUCCCUACCAUUGCUUCCUCCUCUCCUACCUACCUCAGGGCACAUCCGUCUUUGCAUUCCCAACCUUCCGCUGUCAUGGGUGAUGCUCCUGAUGCUGGCAUGGACGCGGUCCAGAGGCGCCUCAUGUUUGAGGACGAAUGCAUUUUAGUGGAUGAGAAAGAUAAUGUUGUUGGGCAUGAAUCCAAAUACAACUGUCACUUGUGGGAAAAGAUUCAAUCUGAACACAUGCUGCAUAGGGCCUUCAGUGUCUUUCUAUUUAACACAAAGUAUGAGUUACUCCUUCAGCAACGCUCUGUAACAAAGGUGACAUUCCCUCUUGUGUGGACAAACACCUGUUGUAGCCAUCCUCUGUACCGCGAGUCGGAGCUCAUUUAUGAGAAUUCUCUUGGGGUGAGGAAUGCUGCACAAAGGAAGCUUUUGGAUGAACUGGGCAUUCCAGCAGAAGAUGUGCCGGUUGAUCAGUUCACCCCACUGGGUAGAAUUCUGUACAAAGCACCUUCUGAUGGGAAGUGGGGGGAGCAUGAACUUGAUUACCUGCUGUUCAUUGUACGAGAUGUUAACGUCAAUCCAAAUCCUGACGAAGUAGCUGAUAUCAAAUAUGUGAACCGUGAACAAUUGAAGGAGCUAUUGAGAAAGGCAGACGCUGGCGAGGAAGGUAUUAAACUCUCCCCUUGGUUCAGACUAGUUGUGGAAAAUUUCUUGUUCAAGUGGUGGGACCAUGUUGAGAAAGGCACCUUCAAGGAAGCAGCUGACAUGGAAACCAUUCACAAGCUGACUUGAGAAAAAGGCAGACUUAAGGUCUAGAUGUGCACAUUUUGAUGCAACGUCACUAGAAGAAAGAUUCCAAUAAGAUUUGGACUUUGAAAUAGCUCUUAAGAAUGGUUGACUUCCUGUUGUGUUCUUUUCAUAAUUGGAUGACUUACAGCAUUUCAGACUUUUCAGUACUAAAUUUUGAGUUGUAUCAUGAAACUGGCAAUGCUUGUAAUUUAGACCUGCCUUCAAUAAAAACUUAUUCCAUUA